AUUAAGAUUUCAAGCUGGAGCGACUUUUACUUUCGACUUAUUUGUGCGUAUUCCACGUGGUAUAUAGACGGUAGUCAGUGAAGCCCUUCGGAUCUCAGUUAUUGGGUCGUAAACAGUGAGUUCAUUAUUCAGAGGUUUGGAAAUGGCCAAAGAAGAAGAUCUUGAGUAUUCGGACACCAAGAAAAUCACCUUCAACGUCGAGAACGAGGAAAUUGGGGAGAUCAAUAAUCCGCAUCCGACCACCGACAUAGAAAGUAAUGGAGUAACAGUUCGAAUUUACGAAGCUGAUAGCGACCGUGGCAAGUGGGGCAAUCAAAUAGAGUUCAUUCUCGCUGCCAUCGGAUUUGCGGUUGGUCUUGGAAAUGUAUGGCGUUUUCCCUAUCUUUGCCAGAAAAAUGGUGGAGGUGCAUUUUUGAUUCCAUACUUCUUAAGUCUUUUCCUCAUUGGUAUCCCACUGUUCUUCCUUGAGCUUGCCAUUGGCCAGAGUCUGCGACAAGGAUCUGUUGGAGUAUGGAAUGCCAUUCACCCAUACCUUGGGGGUGUUGGUUAUGCCUGUGUUGUUGUCUGUCUACUUGUGGGAAUGUACUACAACAUGGUCAUUUCUUGGUGCUUCUACUAUCUGUUUGCUUCAUUUCAAGACCCUCUACCAUAUUCCACGUGCCCCAGACUGGAUAAUGGCACAUUGCUAGAAGAGUGUAAAGAGGCUGGUCGCACACAGUUUUACUGGUACAGAAAAGCCCUUGAUGUGACUCCAUCCAUUGAGGAAAGUGGUGGUCUUGUUUGGCAUCUUGUCCUUGUGCUGUUAGUGGCUUGGGCUGUAGUGUUCCUGUGUAUGAUGAGAGGUGUUCAGUCAGCAGGAAAGGCUGUGUACUUUACUGCUACAUUCCCUUACAUUGUCCUGACCAUCUUCUUUGGUCGUGGCGUCAGCUUGGAAGGUGCUGGUGCUGGAAUUGCUCACAUGCUGAAACCCCAGUUUUCAAAGCUCGCAAAUCCUCAAGUGUGGCUGGAAGCUGCUACACAAAUUUUCUUUUCUCUAAGUGUGGCCUUUGGAGGACUUAUUGCCAUGUCCAGUUACAAUCCAGUGCACAACAACUGCCACCGCGAUGCUAUUAUGGUCUCAUUGAUCAACUGUGGAACAUCAGUGUUUGCCAGUAUUGUUAUUUUCAGCAUCCUUGGAUUCAAGGCCACUCGUUCUUUCCAUGAUUGUCAAGAGUUUUAUGGAGCCAUAAACAACACUAAUGGAACUGACUUGGUUGCUUUGAAGUGUAAGGACUUGGAAUAUUGGCUUUCAGAGUCUGCAUCUGGCCCUGGUCUGACGUUCAUUGCUUUCACUGAGGCUAUAGUCAAAAUGCCUGCCUCACCCCUCUGGUCUGUGCUGUUCUUCACAAUGUUGCUGACCCUUGGACUUGGCAGCAUGUUUGGAACUCUGGAAGGAGUCAUCACCCCAUUUUACGACAUGAAAAUUGUACCAUGGAGGAAAGAGAUCAUGACUGGUAUCAUCUGCGUCUUCUGUUACAUCACUGGUUUACUGUUUACCCAGCAUUCUGGACAGUACUGGCUCCAGAUGUUUGAUAACUACUGUGCUACACUGCCUCUGCUGUUCAUCGGCCUGUUUGAACUUGUUGGUGUCAGUUACAUCUACACAAUUGAGAGGUUUGAAGAUGACAUACAGUAUAUGAUUGGCUUCAGACCACAUGCAUACUGGAGGAUCUGCUGGCGCUAUGUAUCACCUUUCCUCAUUUCUGUUAUUCUCAUUGCUAGCAUCAUCAAUCUAGCAAUCACACCUAUGACAUAUUCAGCAUGGGAUCCUAAUCUUUCCAAGACAGUGGACUUAAAUUAUCCUGGAUGGGGCUAUGCUGUCAUUGUCCUCCUUAUAUCAACGUCAGUGCUCUUCAUUCCUAUCUUCGCUUUACUGCGUUAUUUUGGGAUCUUGAAGUACAAGAAACCAACCCCUCAACAGGGUGCUGGUGAUGGUGUCCCUCCAGGAUCAAUCACUCCAUCAAUGUCUCGUGUCCCUCUGCCACCCAUGGAAGUACCAUUGUCUGGAACUCGAGAUGAUGAGGAUUGACACUAAGAGCGUGGUAAUUGUGAAGAAGAUCUCCCUAAAAAACACCUGUCACCUGACAGUUGGCUGACAGUCUGUGAGACAGAUAACUGACAGACAGCCAACAGUAGGCCAACUGUCAGCUGACAGUUUUCAGCAGACCUGUUGGGUGACAGUCAGUCAACAGUCAGUAUAAGUGAUUCAAGGUAUACAGAGUAACUUCAACAUUAAAAAGUAUACAUUAAUUACAGUCAAAUUUUUAUUUUUCCUUUUAUUCUUGGGUCUAUCACUACUAUUGGUAACCUGUUGGUUAUCUUUCAGCUGACAAUCAGCUGACAGGGUUUUUCAGGGAGCUCUUCUUUACAAUUACAAAGUUUGUAGUUGCUUUCCCUGCUUAAUUAGCAGUUUUGUAUGGGUAUUGAAACAUUGAUGUAAGGAGGAAGGGUAACACUCAGGUUCACCUACAAAACUGCCAGCUGAGCAAGCAAACUUAAAGCUAAUGUAAAUAAUUUAGCUUUGGGGUUCGAGGGUGAUUUCUCUUCCUUUUUAUCUGUAUAAAGUCAACCAAAAUAUAAAAAGGUGUUGUCCUUGCCUUAAAAUCUAUAGAGUCUUUUACAAAAAUAUUAAAAAUUUAGUUGAUAAAGAUAUUUAGUGGGUGUCAGGUUAAAGUAUAGGGCACAAGUGUAGCUUGCAAAUAAUUAGCAGAGUCAUUUGUAGGAGGUGAUAGAAUUGUUUUGGGUUUUUAAAUGUUAAAGUACAAUCCAAACAAUGAUGCAUGUAUGAACUGCACCCACUGCUUUUUAGGGCUGUACAUGGUCAUGUAUUUACAGGCCUGUCAAUGUGCAUCCUCAGGACUCCAGAAUGCUAGUAUCAGGUCCAAACCUCUCAACUCACCUUACUCAGUUUAAAUGAUAUUUCAAGUGAUAACCUGAGUUGUUGUGAUUUGUGGGUAGUGGAAUUUUUCACUCCAUUAACUUUUGUUGGUGCAUCUUCCGGCAGUUGCACAAAUGGCUAUUGUUUGCAAUAAUUAUUGUUUUCAUCUGUUAUAGUGUAGCGUUUCGUCAGUUAUGUGGAUAGUUUUAACCAGCCAUAUACCUAAUUUUAAUCAUGGUAAAGCGAAUGUCUUUGAACAACAACUUUCUCUAUUGCUCUGAUCUUAAUUUUCAACUUGCCUUUCAUAAGUGAUGCCAUGAUGUCAUGGUUUAGUAUAUCAGGUGCAUUGUCUGCCAACUGCAGGACAGUUGUGAAAUUUUCAACACACGUGUAUGUGAUUUUAGGUAUUUGUGACUUUAUUUGAAACUAAUUAAACCAGAUUGGUCCUGGUGACUUUGCAGAUAAAAUGUUUAUCAUCCUUACACCUGAUAUUCUUGACCAGAAUUGAAAUCUGAAGCCAAACAGAAGAAACUAGCAAAUUCAUUUGAGCUUUGGAGAAAUAACAUAUUUUCUGUGUUAUUGAAUAUUCAAGAUGAAUUAGGGCAACUUUGUGAGGGGAAAUUAUAAAAAGGAAAGUUGGUUCAAAGCAGGGUGGCUUAACUAACCUUCCAUUUACACAGAAUACUUUUUUCUGACAUUGCCUUGUAUAUGAGCUCUCCUUACUGAUCAUGUUUAAAAGAGGUUUGUACCUUUUCUUGUCAUUCUCAAACUUGAUAAGCUCCAUUCAAGCCUUAAAUUACAGAGAUUGUAUGUAUUAGUGUAGGUAUGUGAUACUUUUUUUUCUAUGGAGACAGGUUUUGGCAAUAGUUGAAGUGAACAUACUUAUACUCAACUUGAAGCCUGAAAACACAUCUCAUUCCUAGCACUACUGUUGUAUUACAAGCUGUUAGUAGGCUUGUUUUGCUGUUUUGCUUUGGAAACUAAAAUUUAUCCUCUAGAUAUUGAAUCCAUCCUUCUGUUGUAGUUCACAAAUUACUGUUAACAUGCAAUGAAAAUAUUUCUGUUAAAAUUCAUCCAACUUUCAUCACAAUUUUGCAGAGAACUUUGUCAUGCAGAAAUCUUCAUAUUCAUUGCUUUCAUUCACUAAAUUAAAAAGAGGACCAUUAAGGAAAAUGAUCUAGCACAGUAUACUUUUACAGUACAGUACUUGAUGCAUACAAUUAGAAAAAAUUUAACUUUCAAACUAGAAUGCUGGGACAAAAGUAUGUAAUUUUAAGAAAUGUAGUCCCUAUUGAUGUUUAGCUUCAAACACAAAUAUUUCUAAUUAAAAGGAGCAACUCAUGUAUUUUUUUCCAAAAACAUACCUAAUGUUUGCAUAAUUAAGCACUGAAACAAUCUCUCAUUUAAAUCUUUGGGUUUGUCAGAAAAUUUUUACUUAAUAAUUUCAUUUUCUUUUUAGUAGACAGACAAUAGAUUUGAGGGUAUUCCAGAAUGGUAGAGAAUGGAAACAAGUAAAAUAUAUUAUAGCUACUAUCUUGAUAAGUUGAGGCUCGAGUUUUCAAGAUUGCAAAACGUGACUGGGCUGCUUCAAUUAAAGGCUUGCUGUAAAAUAAUAGCUUGAGUGUGAUGUAAGUUGUAGUAUGAUAACAAUGAUAAUUUGGUAAAGAAUUACUUCAUUGUAUGGGUUAGGAGGAGAUUUUUAACUUUUUAGUACUUUGUUGUCUACAAUCAAUAUCUUGCCUUGAUUUUAGACUUGUCAGUUAUAAUAUUUGUUUAGAUUCAAAUGUAUUCAUAAUUUGAAGACAUUUUUGAGCCAGCUUGAUGUAUUUUAUGGCAAUUUUAACACUUGACUCUUUAUAACGGGAGUCUUAGUAAAAUUAAUGCUACAUUUUUGCAGUUAUUCAGUUAUUGGAAGCUUAUCAGUCAAGUCGACUAGUGUAUAAUGUGAAAUGAAAUAAACUUAUCUUGUUAUCACAGUCAA
Molecule: messenger RNA, 4898 nt
Organism: Pocillopora damicornis (cauliflower coral)
Lineage: Eukaryota; Metazoa; Cnidaria; Anthozoa; Scleractinia; Pocilloporidae
Product: sodium-dependent neutral amino acid transporter B(0)AT3
Biological process (GO): amino acid transport; nitrogen compound transport; sodium ion transmembrane transport
Cellular component (GO): plasma membrane
Source: RefSeq, a predicted model, not a curated record